Alosa sapidissima (American shad) is the source of this 3232-nucleotide messenger RNA. RefSeq names its product putative pyruvate dehydrogenase phosphatase isoenzyme 2 (gene pdp2). Gene Ontology annotation, biological process: protein dephosphorylation. Lineage: Eukaryota; Metazoa; Chordata; Actinopteri; Clupeiformes; Clupeidae. The transcript has 3 exons. Gene Ontology annotation, molecular function: protein serine/threonine phosphatase activity; cation binding. The record is from RefSeq and is a predicted model, not a curated record. The coding region runs from base 372 to 2000 and encodes 542 amino acids.
AUCGACCUGGUUGACCAAUUAGAAUCAGCUGGUUUAAGGAAUGAUCGUAGUAGGCAGUAGCCUACUUCUAUACUGUUUGCUCUUCUACACGAUAUUUGAAGUGUGUAAAAACUUUAACCUGUGUAGAAACCAGAUGCUUUUUUUGUGGUAACUUAUAUCCAAUGGUAAACGCCAACGGUAUGAGGCGUUUUUUGGUAACUUAUGACUGCUAAACGGAGAAGAAAGGGUUAAUAAUAUGACGUAAAGGAAAAGGCAGGAAGUAGACACUGUCAAUCUGACACCGGGGAGGAUUUGCUACCCCCGUCAGUGUUGAAUCUGGAUCUAACAGAUGUUGGUUUCCCGUCUGUGGCCUGUUAGACACUCUGGAUGGGAUGUCGAGCUGUGUGUGUAAGCGAGUCCUCUCUCAGGUGCGGAGCUGCAGCACACUGGUCCUCCCUGUCUCCUCCAGUCAUACUGUUCUCCACAGACCUCUGCCGUCUCUCCUCUUCUCCUCUUCCUUCUCUUCCUCCUCCCACUCCCCCUGGCCUCGGCCAGUGCAGCCGGUGCGCCCCCUCUCUUCCCACACGCAUGGAGGCUCUGACGAAGACGACUAUGGCCUCGCUUCCUCCAGCUUCCAGGUGGGCCGGCUGCAGAUCGACAGCGUCCUGCGCGCCAACGAGCAGUCGGUGCGCAUUCCGGAGUUCGACGGGCGUGGCGGCCCGAGCCCCGUGCUGAAGUUUGAGAGCAACCAGCUGGGCGCCAACGCGCCCCUGGAGGACCGGCGCUGCGCCGCCACCUGCCUGCGCACUCGAGGCAUGCUCUUCGGCGUCUUCGAUGGCCACGGGGGCCACGCCUGCGCCCAGGCCGUCAGCGAGCGCCUGCCUUACUACGUCGCCACGGCGAUGAUGCCCGAGGCCAGCCUGGAGGACCUAGAGGUCGCCAUGGAGACGGGCCGCCCCGUGCCCCCCAUCCUGCAGUGGUACAAGCACCACAACGACUACAACUACCGGGAGUCGGCGGAGCUGUACGUGGAGCACCUGCGUGUGUUCUGGCAGGAGCUGCUGGCGAGCGAGGAGCACGGAGAGGGCUUGAGUCCGCCGGACGCCCUGAGCUACGCCUUCCAGCGCCUGGACUCCGACCUCUCCCUGGAGGCGCAGGUGCCGCUGGCCAGCGACCUCAUGCGCAGCACUGCCGUCCAAGCCGCCUUCGCCGGCAGCACCGCCUGCCUGGCCCACGUCACCACGGAUGGCGUGUACGUGGCCAACGCCGGAGACUGCCGCGCUGUCCUGGGGGUGCAGGAUGAGGACGGCAGCUGGAGUGCGGUGCCGUUGUCUCGUGACCACACAGCGCUGAACCCCGACGAGUUGGCACGCGUUCGGGCGCAGCACCCGCCAGCGGAGCGUGACACAGUGGUGGUGGACGAGCGGCUACUGGGCAUGCUCAUGCCCCUGCGCGCCUUCGGCGACGUGCGCUUCAAGUGGAGCCGCGAGCUACAGGAGAGCGUGCUGGAGAGCGGCGCCUCCUGCUGCGACCUGGAGGAACUGCACCUCUUCCAGUACUCCCCGCCAUACUACCUGACGCCGCCCUACCUGGACGCGGCCCCCGAGGUGACCUUCCACCAGCUGCGGCCGCAGGACCGUUUUCUCAUCGUGGCGUCCGACGGGCUCUGGGACGAGCUGGGCAACGAGGAGGCGGUGCGUCUGGUGGGGCAGCACCUGACCGGGGUGCACAUGCAGGUACCCGUCUCCGUGCGUGACCGCCAGCUCAGCCUCGGCCAGAUGCACCAGCUGCUGCUGCGGCGGCAGGCACGGGCGGCGCCUGCCCUGGACCAGAACGUGGCCACGCACCUGAUCCGCCACGCGCUUGGCACCAACGAGUACGCCGAGCUGGACCAGGAGAGGCUUGCGGCCAUGUUGGCUCUGCCCAACGACCUGGCGCGCAUGUACAGAGACGACAUCACCGUCACCGUGGUCUACUUCAACCCCAACCUGCUCAAAACGCACCACGAUGGCAGUGGCUAAAACAGCCCAUCACGAUAGCAGUAGCCAAACCUCUGCAUAUAGUACACCUGUGUAGGGUUCACCUGUCAGGUUGCACCAGUUUGCUCCUUUAUGACCCUUCCCCUGGCAUCCCAGCUCAUCUCAGUCUGGAAGUAGCUUGUGACGCCAUGUGUGGGACAACAUGCUCUAGGCGUGCUGGGAAUCAUCUGCAGACAGCGUGUUCAUGAAGCCCAGAUCAGGAAACCUGUUCAACUCCAGUGACAUGUACAUAGAUACUCGUGACUACUACCUUGGAGAUUAGUUACUGAGUUGUGCUUGAUACUGUAUCUUAUUGUGUACACCCUUUUUUCUAGGUUGCUUUUUUUCAGACUUAAAAAGUCAACUUUAGGUCCACCUAGGACCUAAGCUCUCUGAGGGUCCUAUAAAGGGAUUAAUGCAGCCUCAGCCUUACACCUGUGCUGUGCUGCAGUCUCAGACCCAGAGAGAGGCUCUUCAGAGAUACAGCCCUUACACACAUGCUUCUUCCCCAUACACACACACACACACACACACACACACACACACACACACACACACACACACACACACAGAUACACCCCUACACACACACAGAUACACAUGCAUGCUCCCUCCCCAAAGAUACACACACACACUCCCUCCCCACAGAUACACCCUUACACACCUAUCCCCAGAUACACCCCUACACACACACACACACACACACACACACGCAGAGAUACACCCCUACACAUGCAUGCUCCCUCCCCACAGAUACCCCUACUCAGUUACCCCUGCUCCCUCCCCAGCAUUGAAAGCUCCUGAUGGGUCCUCUUCAGCUGCAGCAGUCUACAGCCCCAUAUGCUGCAAACUAUAAGAUCUUCCAGGGCCCUGCAUUCACCACACAUGGGUAGCCAUACUACAUGUUAAUACAGUUUAACCAUUACAUGUGAAACUAGCUUUAGCAUUUACAUGUCUAUGCAGUUAAAUCAUAUGUGAAACCAGUUUAUUUGAAUUUCAUGUUAAUGCAGUUUACUGUAGUUGCAUAUGAAUAUGUGUAGCUUUUUAUGUUGUGUCGAUCACUGCCUCACUGAUGGAGAUUAAGUUUGUAUUAAGUCUGUUACAGUUUAUUUAAUUUAAUUUCAAGCAGUUAAAGACUAGUAAACAAAUCCUGACUUCAGCAUUGUCUACUUCUGCAAAGCAUCUGCCAUUUGUGGUGGCAACUUGUAAAGAACCAGGAUAAACGGUCAACUUUA